Molecule: messenger RNA, 2136 nt
Organism: Propithecus coquereli (Coquerel's sifaka)
Lineage: Eukaryota; Metazoa; Chordata; Mammalia; Primates; Indriidae
Gene: RETSAT
Product: retinol saturase (all-trans-retinol 13,14-reductase)
Exons: 11
Coding region: 185-2017 (610 amino acids)
Source: RefSeq, a predicted model, not a curated record
GAAGUACGAAGAGCCGGCAGGGUCAAUCAGAGCCGGAGCGUUGGCUUCUCGCUGGAUGAUUGGUCGGUGCUCAAAGCUGCCUCCCGCUCUUGAGUGGGGAGAGCAAAGUACCCCGGCGGAGCCGUGGCCCUAAAGACUGAGUAAAGGCCGAGCGGGCUCAUUUCCCCGACCCGACGCCGGCGCCAUGGGGCUUCUGCUGGUGCUGCUGCUGGCCGUGCUGCUUCUGGCGGUCCUCGGCAAAGUUUGCCUGGGGCUUUUCGCUGGCAGUUCCCCGAACCCCUUCUCCGAGGAUGUCAAGCGGCCACCAGCGCCCCUGGUGACUGACAAGGAGGCCAGGAAGAAGGUUCUCAAACGAGCUUUCUCAGCCAGCCAAGUGCCAGAGAAGCUGGAUGUGGUGGUGAUUGGCAGUGGCAUCGGGGGCCUGGCUGUAGCUGCGAUUCUGGCUAAAGCUGGCAAGCGAGUCCUGGUGCUAGAACAACAUACCAAGGCCGGGGGCUGUUGUCAUACCUUUGGAAAGAAUGGCCUUGAAUUUGACACAGGAAUCCAUUAUAUCGGGCGCAUGCAGGAGGGCAGCUCUGGCCGUUUCAUCUUGGACCAGAUCACCGAAGGGCAGCUGGACUGGGCUACCCUGUCCUCUCCUUUUGACAUCAUGGUACUGGAAGGGCCCCAUGGCCGAAAAGAGUUCCCCAUGUACAGUGGGGAGAAAGCCUACGUUCAGGGCCUCAAGGAGAAGUUUCCGCAGGAAGAAGCUGCCAUUGACAAAUACAUGAAGCUAGUUAAGGUGGUAUCCCAGGCAGCUGCUCAUGCCAUCCUGUUGAAGUUCCUCCCAUUGCCUGUGACUCGGCUCCUCGACAGGUGUGGGCUGCUGACUCGUUUCUCUCCACUCCUUCGCGCAUCCACCCAGAGCCUGGCUGAGGUCCUGCAGCAGCUGGGAGCCUCCACUGAGCUCCAGGCAGUGCUCAGCUACAUCUUCCCCACUUACGGUGUGACCCCCAGCCGCAGCGCCUUUUCCAUGCAUGCUCUGCUGGUUAACCACUACUUGGAAGGGGCCUUUUACCCCCGAGGGGGUUCCAGCGAGAUUGCCUUUCACACGAUCCCUGUGAUUCAGCGGGCUGGGGGUGCUGUCCUCACGAAGGCCACUGUGCACAGUGUGUUGCUGGACUCAGCUGGAAAAGCCUGUGGUGUCAGUGUGAAGAAGGGGCAUGAGCUGGUGAACAUCUACUGCCCCAUCGUGGUCUCAAACGCAGGACUGUUCAAUACCUAUGAGCACUUACUGCCAGAGAACGCCCGCUGUCUGCCAGGUGUGAAGCAGCAGCUGAGGAUGGUGCGGCCUGGCCUGGGCAUGUUCUCUGUUUUCAUUUGCCUGAGAGGCACCAAGAAGGACCUGGGUCUGUCGUCUACCAACUACUAUGUUUACUAUGACACGGAUAUGGACCAGGCGAUGGAGCGCUACACCUCCAUGCCCAGGGAAAAGGCCGCAGAACACAUCCCCCUUCUCUUCAUCGGCUCCCCAUCAGCCAAGGACCCAACUUGGGAGGACCGAUUCCCAGACCGGUCCACGAUCAUCAUGCUGGUGCCCACCGCCUAUGAGUGGUUUGAGGAGUGGCAAGCGGAGCCGAAAGGAAAGCGGGGCAAUGACUACGAGACCCUCAAAGACUCCUUUGUGGAAGCCUCUGUGUCGGUGCUCAUGAAACUGUUCCCGAAGCUGGAGGGGAAGGUGGACAGUGUGACUGGAGGAUCCCCACUGACCAACCAGUUCUAUCUGGCGGCUCCCCGCGGGGCCUGCUACGGGGCUGACCACGACCUGGGCCGCCUCCAUCCUUGUGUGAUGGCCUCCUUGAGGGCCCAAAGCCCCAUCCCCAACCUGUACCUGACAGGCCAGGAUAUCUUCACCUGCGGGCUGAUGGGGGCCGUGCAGGGGGCCCUGCUGUGCAGCAGCGCCAUCCUGAAGCGGAACUUGUACUCAGACCUUAAGGGUCUUGCCUCUAGGAUCCAGGCAGAGAAGAAGAAGAAUUAGAAUUAGUUCCGUCAGGGAGGUGUCAGGAAUUUGGCCAGUGGCUAGGGCAGCUCCCCCGACUUCCCAUGUCUUUCUGUACUAGUUCCUUGCACAUGGAAAGCACUCUAAUUUGGUUCUGA